Molecule: messenger RNA, 2826 nt
Organism: Dicrocoelium dendriticum
Lineage: Eukaryota; Metazoa; Platyhelminthes; Trematoda; Plagiorchiida; Dicrocoeliidae
Source: the annotation of a GenBank genome assembly
GAUUUUCUUGCGCGAUGAACACGAUGCCUACCAAUCUGAGAUGCGCCACCAUUAUCGAAGAACUGGCUCCCGAUAUGUGCACCAUCCAGCGGCGUAUUUCAUUGCGGGAGUCCCUACUUGCCAUCGUACGUGAUGAUUCUAGGAGAAUUGUGCUGCGAGUGACACCCAUCGAUGAACCGCGAUCAGGCAAGAUGAUAAUCAGAAGUCUUGGAUAUGUGGUUACCACAUUUGAUCUACACAAGCGUUUCGUCAGCACAGGGAAAGCGACGAUCUCCGUUCCCUCACACCCCGUUCGCAUUAUGCUGAGUAACUGCCCUCCUGACAGAUUGCGAUUAUUCUUAGCUAAUCUCCGAUCUAAGGUUAGGCAUACAAAGACCUCCGUUGUUAAGAAACCUGUUACUUCCGAUGCUUUGCCUACUUCUCUGUCACUUCUGAAUGAAGUCAGCCCUCUUCGACUGCCCCUCAGGCCUAUUGAUAACAAUUCACCGUCCACCAACAGCAAGGAAUCGGGUCCUGCACUAACGUCGACGCCAGUUCGCCCCACUUUGGAUCGAACGUAUAGCCACGUUACUUCUACUUAUUCUUCCGAAAACAUACGUGGGGCCGAUCUUCAGUUGCAGGUUGUGCACUUUGUAAAACAAGGUCGCAAUAUCUUCUGCACCGGUGGUGCGGGCACAGGAAAAUCCCACCUUAUCCGGCGCAUUAUAGGUAUCCUUCCACCGGACUACACUGCUGUUACAGCCAGCACUGGGACAGCUGCCAAUCUGAUCGGAGGCACCACUGUGCACGCGUUCAGUGGCAUUGGUGAUUUAUUCGCGUCCGACAGCAACGAAACUAAAGAAGCGUCUGAAGCCUGGUUGUCUUCAUUACGAGCUCGACUGCUAUCUCUCCCUUCCGUAGUCUCUCGAUGGAGAAAAACGCGCCACCUGAUUAUUGAUGAAAUAAGUAUGCUCAGUUCUUGGACGCUUACACGACUGGAACUACUUGCAUUAGAAACUCGUUGCCCAUCUGAGGAGCGCACUAAUAUUCCGCCAUUUGGAGGGAUUCAAGUGCUAGUCUUCGGCGACUUCUUUCAACUUCCUCCAGUAACCAAGAACGGACCAACAAAAUUUGCUUUCGAAUCUCCGUCAUGGAAGCGUUGCAACUUCACUUGUAUCGAACUGUCUCACUCUUGGCGUCAGUCAGAUGAUCCAGUUCUGGCACGAUUGCUGUCAAGCGCGAGAGAAGGCAUCUGUCCGGAGUGGGCGCAGUCGUUACUGAAGUCACGUCUGCAAUCGAACAUAAGUAUCGAUUCCCGCAAAAAAGACGAUCUGACCGCGACGAGACUUUGCACUCACAGAGCCGAUGCUGAGGCAUGGAAUUCGAAGAUGCUUAGUGCUCUGAAAGGUAUUUUUGACGUUUUUAAGUCCUUUUAUGAUUACCAUCUACCGUCUCAGCCCUGUCUGAGACCUCUAUUACUAUGAUCGUUUGGCACACGAUCGACUGUAAUAAGGUUGUUAGAAGUGGUCAACAACAAAAGAAGUGAACUCGUUAACCACCCAGAAGAGACUACAAUUACAGUCUACAUGAUGAGCUUAUUCGAAUACUCCCUAGUAUUCGAUGAACAUCGAGGAGUAAGACACUCGUGUUUCCUUUGUGAAUGCUGUCCUCGCGAUCGAAUGACUGUCAGAGACGGUGAAAACACUGAACUGCAUCUUCUUGAAAAUCUUCUCCAGGUCACCUAAAUAAGCACAUUUCAUUCUAUUGUGCUGAGUAUGGCGCUUAUAUGCUUCCAGAAUAUGAAUAUAUCAACCAAUAUCAUCAAAUGUAACUCAGUAUAAAUGAAAUCACCUCCCAUAAAUGGUGAUAAAAUCAGUCUUAGAACGUCGGUUGUGUAGUAAAUGAAAAGACGGGUACCAAACGCGACGAAAGUCAAGCUUACGUACGUGAGGCUAAUUUCGGCAAGUGAAAUGCUUGCAAAGUGGUUUGAUCCCAUUUCAGUUUAAUUCAUCCUUUCCACUUUCCAUUGGGUACAUAGGUGAAGAAAAGGUGUAUCGAGCUCAGGACUCGAAUGCCAAAUAUGAACGACUUCUGGACACCAUUUGCCCGGCUCCAUCCGAGCUUCGACUGAAAGUUGGGGCUCAGGUGAUGCUUCUGCGCAACGUGGACACUCAUCGGGGGCUUGUAAAUGGAGCGCGUGGGGUAGUUGAACGUCUCGGAGUUGAUGAGGGCUUGCCCCUGGUUCGGUUCGUUGUCAAAAAAGCUGCUUCGGCUGGUUCCGCAUCUUCCAACCUGUUGCUUGCUGUCCAGCGUGAAAAGUGGAGUCUUCGAGUAGGCAAUUUCGGACAGAGCGAAGUAUAUCGACGCCAACUGCCGUUGGCGUUAGCUUGGGCCGUCUCCAUACACAAGAGUCAAGGGAUAACACUGGAGUCUGCUGAACUCGCCUUAUCGAAGGUUUUCGAGUGCGGCCAAGCUUACGUGGCACUAAGCCGGUGUCGCACGUUGUCAGGCUUGCGCCUCUUGGACUGGCGACCUGAUGUGAUUCGAGCCAAUCCAAAAGUGAUUGAAUUUUAUCGGGAACUUCGGCGAAACCAAGAAGCCGGGUGCACAUGGAAAGCGAUGAAUGCUGACAAAGUUUAUAUGACAUCCUCACCGAUCAAAAAGUGUCGCCGUUGAACAAGUGGGCACAUCCCGAAAUCGGGCAUAAGUGGAGAUUUCGUCCUCCAAAUUACCACCUUUCACGCCGUAUACACAGAUUUUUGGUAAACGAUGAAUGAUGUAAAACAGCAAGUUUUUGAAUAUUGAGAAUCGACUUUCUUACAUACAAACAUUUUCAAUAAAAUGCUA